Chaetomium globosum CBS 148.51 is the source of this 465-nucleotide messenger RNA. RefSeq lists its product as uncharacterized. NCBI's taxonomy places the organism in Eukaryota, Fungi, Ascomycota, Sordariomycetes, Sordariales, Chaetomiaceae. The coding region runs from base 1 to 465 and encodes 154 amino acids. The transcript has 3 exons. The record is from RefSeq and is a predicted model, not a curated record.
AUGAUCGCCCCCAAGGUUUUUGCCCUUGGCUCGCUUGUCGCGGGCGCCAUUGCUGGGCCCGUUACGGCUCCCUCACCGGUCUCGGAGGCUGAGUUCAACGACAUCGUCAAGCGUGCUGAGGGAAUCCACUUGGUCAACUGCAAGGACGGAGCUACGAAUAUCUACUCUGUAGUGGUGUACUGCGCCAACGAUAGCAACUGCAACUUCCGGCCUUCCUCGAGCAACGCGUGCUACCCCACUAGCGGUGUCAUGGCCUGGGAGGGCGGUGGCCAGUCGUGUGGUUUCUCCACCGGCGUGUACUUCUCUUGGAACAUCCAGUCGGAUGCACAAACAAAGGCUAAUUACAGUAAAGUUGGCACUGGCGGCAACGGCUUCCGUGAUUACACCAUCUACAAGGACGACCAGCACCACAUGUACACCGACAGCGACGGACACAGCUGCAAGAGCAUUUAUUACGCUGUCUAG